AUGGAAAUCGUGCCCGAGGGGAAAAACUUUCGAUUGGUUUCAGAAGACGAGCUCCCAGCUGUGGCUGAUAUCUUAGUGCAGUAUAUGCCUGAAUCUUUAAAGUUUCAUCAAACGAUUCAAACAUAUCGAAACAACAAGGUGUGGGACUUCCAUUUUUAUGUAGCGAAGAACUGGCCCGAGGAUCCGAUCUGUCUUCACUUCCCUGGCUGUACCAGUACGCCCAACAGCCAUCCGUACGAAAGCGUGACAGUAUUUUGUCCUUCGGACCGCGCAGAGCUGGUGGACUUGCUGACUUCAGAAGACAUAUUACUGGAUCUCACCAAGUCAUUGUACCUGAACUUUACUCACGAGGCGAUAGUGAACCGGCUCGAGAGGCACUAUGAGGGGCACGACAAGAUUACCGGCGAUGUAUACUCCUGUGAUAACCCACCUAAGGACGCCAGUACUGAUGGAUUGCCACCGGACGUGGAGUUAGUUCGCUUAAAGCCCGAACACAUGAAGGCGGUCCACGACUUGUAUCCGGCGAGCGAUAUUGAGUGCCGUGAGGUCUUCGAGAAACUUGUAGCUGAGCUACCGGCCUAUGGUAUCUUCGUCGAAGGGCAGCUGGCUGCGUGGAUGGUGCAAUCGUACUACGGGGCCAUGUUCUCAAUGCAAACCAGGCCAGAGUUCCGUAGGAAAGGCUACGGCAUGUACCUCGCACGGCGCCUAACCAAAGAAGUGGCUGACCGCGGCUAUAAACCAUUCGUCGUGAUUCGUCCGGAGAACGACGCGUCCCGUUCUCUUUACAUGAAGCUCGGCUUCGAAAAACGUUUCCGAACGGUGCGCGCCGUCAUGCGUCCUCGCUAA
This is a messenger RNA of Arctia plantaginis, 846 nucleotides long. Lineage: Eukaryota; Metazoa; Arthropoda; Insecta; Lepidoptera; Erebidae. The record is from the annotation of a GenBank genome assembly.